AUGUGGAUGUAUUCCAGGAAUCACACCCAACAAGGGAAGCAGUGCCCCUGUAUCAUGACUGGCCCCACCCAACAAGGGAACCAGUGCCCCUGUAACAUGGCUGGCCCCACCCAACAAGGGAACCAGUGCCCCUGUAACAUGGCUGGCCCCACCCAACAAGGGAAGCAGUGCCCCUGUGUCAUGCCUGGCCCCACCCAACAAGGGAAGCAGUGCCCCUGUAACAUGGCUGGCCCCACCCAACAAAGGAACCAGUGCCCCUGUAACAUGGCUGGCCCCAUCCAACAAGGGAACCAGUUCCCCUGUAACAUGGCUGGCCCCACCCAACAAGGGAACCAGUGCCCCUGUAACAUGGCUGACCCCACCCAACAAGGGAACAAGUGCCCCUGUGUCAUGCCUGGCCCCACCCAACAAGGGAAGCAGUGCCCCUGUAACAUGGCUGAACCCACCCAACAAGGGAAGCAGUGCCCCUGUAACAUGGCUGGCCCCACCCAACAAGGGAACCAGUUCCCCUGUAACAUGGCUGGCCCCACCCAACAAGGGAAGCAGUGCCCCUGUGUCAUGGCUGGCCCAACCCAACAAGGAAACCAGUGCCCCUGUAACAUGGCUGGCCCCACCCAACAAGGAAACCAGUGCCCCUGUAACAUGGCUGGCCCCACCCAACAAGGGAACCAUUGCCCCUGUAACAUGGCUGGCCCCACCCAACAAGGGAACCAGUUCCCCUGUAACAUGGCUGGCCCCACCCAACAAGGGAACCAGUGCCAUUAUAACAUGGCUGACUCCACCCAACAUGAUGAACAGUGUCACGUGGUUGUGGGUUUUAUGACCGCUGACAAGGCGGCAUCGAAUAUUCACCUGUCUAGUGAAGAAGUGUGUGCCAGAUUCCUGGGGCAACUGGAUACCAUUUUUGGGACCCCUGAGGACCCCCGACCAGCCUCUGACAACCUGGUCAACUACGUGUACUAUCAUUGGUCCAAACACCCCUACGUCAGAGGUGGCUACAGCAGUCCGACUGCGCUUGCGCACGGCCUACGGCACCAUCUAGCUAGUCCGGUCAGCGGUCGACUGUUUUUCGCGGGAGAGGCAACGAAUGUCAAGGUCUCUGCCACCGUCCCUUCGGCGAUAGAGUGGGGAGAGAGCGGCGGAGGGGGUGCUACAGCAAGCAUUGAGGAGUUGUCAGCGGAGGGUACCCAUUAA
This is a messenger RNA of Nematostella vectensis (starlet sea anemone), 1194 nucleotides long. Its product is annotated as spidroin-2. The record is from RefSeq and is a predicted model, not a curated record. The transcript has 2 exons. Gene Ontology annotation, molecular function: oxidoreductase activity. Lineage: Eukaryota; Metazoa; Cnidaria; Anthozoa; Actiniaria; Edwardsiidae. The coding region runs from base 1 to 1194 and encodes 397 amino acids.